This is a messenger RNA of Mytilinidion resinicola, 339 nucleotides long. RefSeq lists its product as uncharacterized. Gene Ontology annotation, molecular function: protein binding. The transcript has a single exon. The annotation marks the transcript as partial. NCBI's taxonomy places the organism in Eukaryota, Fungi, Ascomycota, Dothideomycetes, Mytilinidiales, Mytilinidiaceae. The record is from RefSeq and is a predicted model, not a curated record.
UGGAGCCUCUACGAAUCUUUGCUUUGCCAGAAUUCAGCCUUCUUCCGCAAAGAACUUCAGGGGAGUUUCAAAGAGGGCAAGGAAAAGAAACUCACUCUACCUGAUGACGAGCCUGAAGUGUUCGAAUUGUUUGUGCAAUGGCUCCUCACAGGUGGCUACCUUCGCGACAACGAGAUCCGUACUCGAGAGAGCCUUGAGCGAUACCUUACGAGCGACAAUGGCAACGGAACUGAGGGUCCAACCGAGUUGAUGGUCCAGAAGAGCAGCAAAGCGUGGAUCCUAGGGGAUAAACUUCAAUGCGAGGUUGGGUUCAAGAAUUAUGCCAUGAAUCACAUCUAC